UCACAAAAUAAAUCCGUAUAUUUUGUACUAGUAAAAAAUAGGUAUAUUUUAUAUCAUUAAUUAGUGAGAACUCUGUUCCUAAUCACAAACACACCAUACACAAAGUUUCAAUGUCAAAAUCGAGUUCAUCCUCCUACGAGAAGUACGAGGUAAGAAAAAGAAAUCCAAAUCCGAAAUCAUGUGCACUGUUGGUCAUCGAUAUGCAGAACUACUUCUCUUCCAUGGCAGCCCCAAUUCUCGCUAACCUCAACACCACAAUCACCCUAUGUAGACGCGCUUCUAUCCCCGUCAUAUUCACGCGCCACUCUCACAAGUCUCCCUCCGACCACGGCAUGCUCCACGAGUGGUGGUCCGGUGACCUCAUCAUCGAUGGCACCGUAGAGGCUGAUCUCAUCACAGCGCUGGACCGCAAAGGGGAUGACAUGGUGGUGGAGAAGAGUACAUACAGCGCAUUUAGGAAGACUGGUUUGGAGGAAAAACUGGUGGAGAUGGGUGUGGAUGAGGUUAUAGUGACGGGCGUGAUGACUAAUUUGUGCUGUGAGACGACGGCGCGUGAGGCUUUUAUUAGAGGCUUUAGGGUUUUCUUCUCUACUGAUGCUACUGCUACAUCUGAUGUAGAUCUUCAUGAGGCUACUUUGAAAAACAUGGCUUAUGGUUUUGCUUACUUAAUUGAUUCUCACAACCUUAAAUAAAAUGGAAUAUGAAACUUUGUUGCUAAAUUCAAGUGUGAACUUAGUACUGUUAUGAUGUAACAGAACUUUAAUAUCCCUGGUUAUGUGUAACAUGUAUAUGUUAUCAAUUUGCGAAUGUGUUAACUUCAAUCUAAAUUCCUUAAUUCUA
Lathyrus oleraceus (garden pea) is the source of this 840-nucleotide messenger RNA. Its product is annotated as nicotinamidase 2. The transcript has 2 exons. The record is from RefSeq and is a predicted model, not a curated record. Bases 111 to 692 code for a protein of 193 amino acids. NCBI's taxonomy places the organism in Eukaryota, Viridiplantae, Streptophyta, Magnoliopsida, Fabales, Fabaceae.